GGGAAAAGUUGAGGAAGACAGAAGAGGACGAACCAAGGGGAGACUCGGAUGAAAGCGCCUCCUUCGCUAUUUCUCCCCACACUGUAAAUAGAUGCUUAUUUAUGCGCAUUUAAAUGAAACAAACCUAAAAAAGGUAGCGCUGCGUCUCUUUCUCUUUUUUUUUGUUUUGGAUAACGUAGCCGGGGGAAGCUACAUCCAAGAAACGCUCAACACAUUUCCGGACAGAAGCUUGAACUUUCAGCGUUACACGGACUUUGAAGUUGCCACGAAUUGUCUCCGUGAAACAUCUGCUGGUGUCUGAGUGAGAGUGGACGCUGGGAUUUUAUCUCUUCGCUGGAGAAAGAAAAAGAAAAACGCCGACGGCUUGGAAAAAAAAAAAAAAAUCAAACCCCAACCGGUGUCAACAACUGAAGCAGUUUUCCUCAUAUUUCCAGAAUGGACUCCCACUGCCGUAAACUGGCCACCACCUGCGCACAAAUAGAAAAAGAAAAAACCCAGAAUAAAAACGACGACUCAUCGGAUGACCCGUCCAAAAAGAAGCGGCAGCGGCGGCAGAGGACUCACUUCACCAGCCAGCAGCUGCAGGAGCUGGAGGCCACUUUCCAGAGGAAUCGCUAUCCGGACAUGAGCACGAGGGAGGAGAUAGCCGUGUGGACCAACCUCACAGAGGCCCGGGUCAGGGUUUGGUUCAAGAACCGGCGAGCCAAGUGGAGGAAACGGGAAAGAAACCAACAAGCAGAGCUGUGCAAAAACGGCUUCGGCCCGCAGUUCAAUGGACUCAUGCAGCCCUACGAGGACAUGUACCCCAGCUACACGUACAACAACUGGGCCGCCAAGGGCCUCACAUCGGCCUCUUUAUCCACCAAAAGCUUCCCCUUCUUCAACUCCAUGAAUGUCAACCCCUUGUCCUCGCAGACCAUGUUCUCACCGCCCAACUCCAUAUCCUCCAUGACUUCCAGCAUGGUGCCAUCGGCGGUGACGGGCGUGCCGGGCUCCAGCCUCAACAGCCUCAAUAACUUGAACAACCUCAGUAACCCGUCCCUCAACUCGGGGGUGCCCACGUCGGCGUGCCCCUACGCGCCUCCGACCCCUCCUUACGUGUACAGGGACACUUGUAACUCCAGCCUGGCCAGCCUGAGACUGAAAGCCAAGCAGCACUCGAGUUUUGGAUACGCCAGUGUGCAGAAUCCGGCCACUAAUCUGAGCGCUUGCCAAUACGCCGUGGACAGACCAGUCUAAUACCUACAUGCACUGCAAAAAAAAAAAAAAAAAAAAAAAAAAAUCACCACUUGAACACGUCAUUAGGGACUGCUGAAGGUGAUGUGUGUUAUUUUUCUUCCUCUGGUGGAAGUCUGCUCGGGAGAUAAUUGUAAUUUUUUUCAUGCGUUUUGGGGAAAUUUCUUGAUCAUUUGGCAUUUUUUGACACCAGUCUGAGUGUGAUUUGCAUUGUUCAGACUUAGAUCAAAAUACAGCCACUUGUUCCAUAAAAAUUACCAAACGUGCCAGGAAAAAAGUGAGAUUAUUCCACAGCAUCAUUGUUAAUUUUAAAGUAAAUAAAAUAAUUGGAAAAAUUGGAGGUCGAGGUCGCCAUGACGGUUUGUUAUGGUGGUCAUUUUUUUGCAGUGUGUGGGUAAUGAAAAGCAGCCGGCCACAGGAACAAGAGACUACUACAACUACUUCUUCAUUUUUCAAAAAAAAAAAAAAAAAAGGGCACUAUAGAAGACUGAACCACUGAAGCAAGCUCAACUCCAGCUCGGAGUCCAAGUGAACGGGAGAUUUUUUCGGUUUAUAUCCUUUUUUCUUUUUUCUUGAUGAGGGCAGGCCUGCUUCACAGUCCAAAAAAAUAAAAGCACGACCUGUUUUCAUUUUUCAAAAAGCUCAUCACGAGGGUCUUUUUACUUUCUCUGGUGGAUUUUGGACGUUCAUUGUUGACUGAAAAAAAAAA
Labrus bergylta (ballan wrasse) is the source of this 1945-nucleotide messenger RNA. RefSeq names its product paired-like homeodomain 2 (gene pitx2). Gene Ontology annotation, cellular component: nucleus. Lineage: Eukaryota; Metazoa; Chordata; Actinopteri; Labriformes; Labridae. Gene Ontology annotation, biological process: anatomical structure morphogenesis; regulation of transcription by RNA polymerase II. Gene Ontology annotation, molecular function: DNA-binding transcription factor activity, RNA polymerase II-specific; RNA polymerase II cis-regulatory region sequence-specific DNA binding. The record is from RefSeq and is a predicted model, not a curated record.